Molecule: messenger RNA, 918 nt
Organism: Ceratitis capitata (Mediterranean fruit fly)
Lineage: Eukaryota; Metazoa; Arthropoda; Insecta; Diptera; Tephritidae
Product: RNA polymerase II elongation factor ELL2-like
Exons: 1
Coding region: 1-918 (305 amino acids)
Biological process (GO): positive regulation of transcription elongation by RNA polymerase II; transcription elongation by RNA polymerase II; snRNA transcription by RNA polymerase II
Cellular component (GO): transcription elongation factor complex
Molecular function (GO): cis-regulatory region sequence-specific DNA binding
Source: RefSeq, a predicted model, not a curated record
AUGCAUUUCGCACAUCAGAUGCAGAGGAUGCAACCAUCAUCGUCAGACCGGCUUAAUCCAGCAACGUCCGCUGCACUCUACAAGAGAGCGAAUCGAGGUAUGGUCAAAACCAGUUAUGUUGCAUUGAAACCAGUUAUUGUGGAGAAGUUAUCUGAAGAGGAGCGAUACGAAAUUCGUGAAAAGCUUAUCCAUUUACUUGCAACAAAACCUUUCGGGCUGGCUGAGCUGUUUGCGCGCCUUAAAACAGACGGUUUACCAGAUUCCGCAAGGGAUUUAAUACCGAAUUUCCUCCUAGCCACCGCCUUGCUUCGAGACAACGUGUACAACUUACGGCGAAAUGUGUGGUAUGACGUGAAAGAUGACUGGCCACAUUAUACUGAGUUGGAGCGCGAGCAAAUGAAGCGGCGCAAACAACAGAUUUUGAAUCCAACGCAAAUCAUCAAAGAAAACAUAAUAUCCACUGAGCAGAUUCGUCCACCAUUGUCCAGCUCAAUCAAAGAAAUGAAUACAAAUCAGGGUCUGUCUCCUAAGCGCAAGUUGAAAUUUGAAAAGCAACACUACGAACCAGUGCCAAAACACCGAAAUACGCAUAUCUCAAUUCAAUGCUCAAGAAAAGAUUCCAUUAGACCGAAUCUAAUAACAACUUCAGCUUCCUCGGGUGCUGUAGUACUACCAGAAAACGCAAUGUCAACUGACCCGACUCGUGCACCAUUAACAAACUCCAUCAAAUUGAAUAAAGAUGGGAUUGGAUCCUGUCAACCAGCUUCAGCUUCUUCUAGUGCUGCAGGAUUACCAGAAUUAAACGGCAGUGCUUUAAAAUCGCAUAACAAAAACUCUGAUAACGACUGUGAGGAGAAAUAUUAUUACCCGCCACAAAAGAAAACACGCAUUAGUCACUUGUUGACUGCUCGCAAGUAA